CAGUGCUCUGCUCAGCCCGGCAGGGAAGAUGUCAAAGUCCUCCUCGCGGCUGGGUCGACCCGGAUCAGCUGGGUCUAAGAGCCCCAGCUUGAGGAAGGAACCGCAGAGUAAUCGCUCAUGCAUGCUACGGAUCGGAGAGAGGCUGAUGAGGGCAGGCAGCGAGGGGAACCUGGUCCAGCGACCCAUUCCAGCACAGAGCCAGGCUUCCUCAGCUGGCUUAGGGCAAGGGACGAAUGACCAGACACAAGCUCCAGCCCGGGACAAACCCACUGAGCAUACAGGAAAUAACUCCAACAAAGAUCCAGGAACCUCCCCAUCCAGAGUAUCUUCUUCUUUUUCCGCUGCAGUGGACGGCAGCACUGAGUGUGUGCCACAGAAGAAACUACACACUAACAGCAGCCUGCUGUGUAACCCGGACUUCACCUCCUGUGCAACGGCUCCACGCUCUCCCAGCACCUUACCACGAAGCUACGUCACUGCCGCUCGUGCAAGCAGCAGGGACAGCCAGCUGGACAGCCUGAUGAUGCAGCACUCUGAUGUGGAGAGGAAGAAGGAGGUGUUUUUGGACCACCUGAGGCAGAAGUAUCCUCACCAUGCUGCCAUCAUCAUAGGACACCAGGAGCUCAUGAGGGAGCAGGCAAGGAGUCCUAGGCCCUCUGAAAGCAGUGUGGUGGGCUUGACAGAGCAGCAGGAUCCUCUGGCUUUAGAGACAAUGUCUGAUGGAGAGGUGCUGCCCCCCACAGUCCCCUUUACAAGGGGCUGUAAAGCCAGAGCAAGUCUACCUGUGGGCCGGUCAAGUGGUCAGACAAGAGAGAUGCCGCUUGGUGUGUUGUACCUGCAGUAUGGGGAGGAGACAAAGCAGGUCAGGAUGCCCGCUGAGAUCAGUAGUCGGGACGCUCUACGGGCUCUGUUUGUCACUGCCUUCCCUCAUCAGCUCACCAUGAAGAUGCUACAGUCUCCCAACAUGGCCAUCUACAUCAAAGACACCAGCCGCAACGUCUACUACGACCUGGAUGACAUCAGAAACAUCCCAUCCCACUCCUGUCUCAAGGUUUAUCAUAAAGACCUAGCUCAUGUGUUCAACCGCCAUGCCAGACCUGUCAACACAGGGGGAAGGAUCUCCAAAGAGGUGUUGUACGGCAGUCACAGUCCAGUCCACACCCUGUCCUCAUCCAGCCGCAGCACCCUGCACAGCCUGCAGGGCUCCAUGUCCCCACCCAUGGUCCGCUCCAUGCCCUCGUCCCCCUCCAGGAUGGCUUACGGCGGGGGGAACACAGGUGGGAGGACGGGGCUGGUAGAUCCAGGCAGUGCCACGUUACCACGGGAACGCCUGUCAGGGACAGGGCGAUCUAGCUCCCUCUGCACCAGCAGCAGUGCUAUACUGGAGAGGAGAGACGUCAAGCCUGAUGAGGACUUUGGCAGCAGUAAGAGCAUGGCCCUGGUGGUGCGUGGUGAAGGAGGUCCAUAUUACCCAGACUCCUACUGCUCCUCCCUGCAGGAUGGAGGAGGAGGUCGCCUCAGCAUUGCCUCCUCCCAGUGUAGCGCUCCUCCCUCUCUCACUGCAGACAUGGUGGAUGCCGGGGUCACAGGGAUCCCAGGGGGCUUGCAACAGUACCGGGCCUCCAUUAAACCCUUGAUGGGCUAUGGAGACAGCAUGGAGCACCAGACCCGCUCCCUCCACAGGCAGAAGAACAGGAAGUAUGGAGACAGCCAGCUUCCACCACUAGGAAUUAAAACCCCACCCCCUUCCCCUCACAGAGUCAAUGAAGUCAGGAUGACUGAGGGACAGAUCAUCGGAGGGGUGGGCCUGGUGUCUCCAGACAGGAUGUCUCCCAUUCGCCGGUCCCUGCGGCGGGACAGUAAUGGAGUCACAGUGGAGAUUGUGAACAGAAGUAGAGGGAGUGGCUCAUCGUCCUCUACCUCAUCUGUUUUUGUGGACAGCCCUCUGGGACAACCAGAGAGACUGUUUCAGGGUCACGUGCCUGCCAGCAAUGCCCAGAGUGAGAGAAUGAAAGCCAUGGAGGAGCAGAUAGCCAGUCUGGCAGGUCUAGUGCACAGUGCUCUGUCUAUGGGAUCAGAUAUUCCAGGAGUCAAAGACGCCAUCAGUGAGAGCUCUCAACGUAAACUCCUCAACAACAGACCUGGAGUAUCUUCUGAGCCUCAGAUCCCUGCUGCUGGGAUUGACAGCUUUAGUCCCGCCCCUCUGGCUCUUCAGGCCCCUCCCUCUGAUGGCGGAUUGCAGCAGAGCUUGGUGUUAGCAAAGAGAAAUGUGUUUGAGCUGCGACUGCAACUCAACCAACUCAAACACUUACAGCUGUCAAACCAGGAGAGUGUCAGUUCAAUGCUGCGGAUGGCAGGUCAGGAGCUGGCGGUGCUGAUGUAUGAUCGCCUGGCUCAGUCUGAGGAGGCAGUGUACAGACGGAGAGCAGAGAUGGAGGAGGAGAGGAUCCGCUACCUGGCUACAGAGGAGAGAAUACUUACACAGCUUCGUGAACUGGAGGACUAUGUGGAACAUUUGCAACAAAGCUCCGCCUCCAGUGCCGACCAGCCAUCAAUCACUCUGAGAGACGUGGAGGAGGGAGCAGUCAACCUGCGGAGGGUUGGAGAAACUCUGGCCAUCCUUAAAGGUGAGUUUCCAGAGCUACAGGUGAAGAUGCGCUCAGUGCUGAGGCUGGAGGUGGAGGCAGUGCGUUUCCUGAAGGAGGAGCCGCAUAAGAUGGACUCCAUGCUGAAGAGAGUUAAAGCCCUGACUGAAGCUCUCAGUUCUCUCCGCAGGUGUGUAUCAGAGUCAACCCCCCCAGCCAGAUCAGCUCAGGUGGAGCCUCUAAAGGUGCUGGAAACAGAUCAGGGACCCCUGAAGACCCAGAGCCCCCAGAGCUCCCCCAAACCUCAGCCUAGAUCCUCGGUCAGAGCUCCUCUUCCCAACCCGCCUCUCCCUGGGAGUCAGGCUGAGGUCAGUCCGGUGGGCUCAGCCUCCCCUGUCAUGGCCCGCAGAAUGAACGCAGCAGCAACAGUGAUCCAGCCCUCCCAUCAUCACCCCAGCCCCCCACUGACACCCACCCAUGGACGAGACUCACCCACUGUGGCCAAGGUGAGUCCUCGCAGCAGAGAGGGCAGCCCUGCCCUGCAGAAGAGACCGGGCCCACAGGAGAGCCACACUGAACAGACCACCGUAAAACACACAGAGACACAUACUGAGACUACAGAAAGACGAACUCCAGAGAACAGCCAGACGGUAGAAACUGGCAGUGUGGAUCAGUCCAACACCAGCCAAGCCAACCAGCCAGCCAGUGUUGACUCCAGUCAGCCUCCACCCCCCAGCACCAACACAAACUUUGACCAGGAACUCCAGGAGGCCCAGGCCAACCUGAUGAAGUCCAUCCCAGAUCUGAAUGUGUCAGAUACCAGAGAGGAUUCCUCUGAUUCUGCCUCAGGACAGAUGACCUCCACUGCAUCAAAGUCAGAGCAGGACACAGCUCUGGACCUGACACUGCAAGCCUCAGUGGAGCAGCAAGCUCCUCUGUCUGACUCCCAGAGAGACACACCUCCCCAGCUCAGUGAGGAGGUGGACUCCACCGAGCCACAACCCCCACACACAGCUCCAGCUGCAGCCUCACAGCUUCCUGUAGCAGCUGUGGAGCCUCCUCCUUCAGCUUCUCCAUUAGCUGCUCCCACAGCUGCUCCCUCAGCUGCUCCCUCAACUGCUCCCUCAACUGCUCCCACAGCUGCGCCUUCAGCCUCUCCCAGCACAGAGCGCAGCAGCCGGCCACAGGUGGAGAAACCCCGGCGCACCAGUGUGGACAGAGAGAUGAAGCAGAGUCCAGACAGGGCUGGCAAGUCUCCUCCUCCACCUCCUCCACGAAGGUUCCAUGCUGUCAGCUCAGGUCUGACCACAGGAAGGUCAGGGGAGGUGAUUAUCACCACCAGGAAAGAGCCGCUUGGAGCCCAGGACGAAGGUGGGAAGGAGAAAGACAAAGGACCACCUGUGGUUCCUCAGCCUAAGCCCCCAAGACAGCCACCAGAGGUCAAACCCAAGCCCCAGAUGUGUGCUCCUGCACCUCCCGCUAGUUCCACCUCCACUGCUUCAACAUCCUCAGCACACAGGGAGGACGAGGAGGAAGAGGAGGAGGACAACAAAUUCAUGAAAGAGCUGCAGGUGUUUCAGAAAUGCACUGUGAGAGAUGUAGGGAGCAGAGGUAUGGUUGAACUCUCAGCCUCUGAGCUCCAGAGCAGAGAGAUUGAGUCUCAGGUUACGACAGAACUGUCGGAUAAGAAUAAUUUGCCAGGUGGAAAUAAGCAAUGGAAAGGAGAGGUGAGGACAACUCAGACAUCACAGGUGGCUAAUCUGAAGCCUUCUGAGUUAACAGCAUUUUACCACCUGUCAGCUCCUCAAACGAGAAAAACAAAUGGCUGCCCUCAUAAAUUCGUAACAGCAGUUGGACUGGAAGAACACACUGACGUUAAGAAAGACUAUUUAAAACCUGAUAAGAAGAAGGAAGCAAAGGAAAAUGUGAUUAUACUAGUGUCUUCCUUUAACUGUGCAACAGUAGAGAAGUUGGAGGUACCCACACAUGUAAAUUUAAAAGAUGUUCAGACUGUCCAGAAGGAUGAGGAGGGACCAACACUAACCCAAAAGCAAGCAGAGAAGAUGGAGAUACUUCCAGUAAUAACUUCGCCAAAAGAAAGUGAUCUUCCUGUGAAAAGUCCUGAUCAGAUUAACAAGGGGGUUGUUGGACAGGUGUGCUCCCCGACUGCGGCAGAAAAGAAGGUCAAGUUUACAACCAUUGUUACUCUACAAAAAGAAAACUUCCAAGCUACCGACUCGACGAGUCCUGACAAGACGAAUGAAAAAGUUGUCAAAGAGGUACCAGCUGACAAGAAGUCAAAUUUGAUGGUAGUUGUAACUUUACAAAAAGAAAACACCCCAGAGGAUAGCUUGAUAGAGUCCCAGCAGGAUAAGUCACGGAGCCCUGAUCAGGAAUGUGUAACUUCUACUCCUGUCAUUAAACUCCCCCCUCUUUCACCCGGCUUGACUAACAGCCACAGCAGCAAGCAGCACAACCAGGAGGCGACAGUGCAAGUAUCCAGAGAGCAAUCUCCUUCACCCAGCUUGACUAACAGCUACAGCAGCACACAGCAGAACCUGGGGGCAUCAGUGCAAGUAUCCAGGGAGCAAUCUCCUUCACUCAGCUUGACUAACAGUCACAGCAGCACGCAGCAGAAACUAGGGGUAUCAGUGCAAGUAUCCAGAGAGCAAUCCCCUUCACCCAGCUUGACUAACAGUCACAGCAGCACGCAGCAGAAUCUAGGGGCAUCAGUGCAAGUAUCCAGAGAGCAAUCCCCUUCACCCAGCUUGACUAACAGUCACAGCAGCACGCAGCAGAAUCUAGGGGCAUCAGUGCAAGUAUCCAGAGAGCAAUCUCCUUCACCCAGCUUGACUAACAGUCACAGCAGCACGCAGCAGAAUCUAGGGGCAUCAGUGCAAGUAUCCAGAGAGCAAUCCCCUUCACCCAGCUUGACUAACAGCCACAGCAGCACGCAGCAGAACCAGAGGGCAACAGUGCUAGUAUCCAGGGACCAACCUGUUUCACCAAGCUUGACUAGCAGCCACAGCAGCACGCAGCAGAACCAGAGGGCAACAGUGCUAGUAUCCAGGGACCAAUCGCAAUACACAGAAGAAGAAGGUAGCCUGAGCCCCGAUAUUGGAGACAAUGAGGGACCUCCUCCUCCACCACCUCCGACUGGUAAAAUCAGCCUUAGAAUCGCUAGGAGCAAGAGUCCAAGAGUCAAGAAACAGGAAGACCCAGGAAAAAUGAGUGCCCCUGACACAGACACUGUAUCUGAGGACAGCACCGGUGAACACACUUAUCUGGGGCAUGAGAACGAAGGCUUUGAUGACAGUGAUGACUUUGAUAAGAAACCUAUUAUCGUUAUUUUGAAUGAACCUAUGGACAUUCAAUCAGCCUACAAGCGUCUGUCGACCAUCUUUGAAUAUGAGGAAGAUCUUGAUGGGAUUCUCUCAGCAGAAAGUAUUGUAGAUGAAGAGGACACAAUACAGGAAGACGAGAAACAAGACAUGAGAAAAUUUCGCAUCACCAAAAUAGAUACAGGCUCAGACCAUAAAGACACCACAGGAAAUGGUCACAAUUCUCUAAAUAUGCAACACCAAAGACCUUCAGCAGAUAACAGCACAAUUUCUAAAAACCAAGACCAGGGCAAACCAGACUUGCUUAAAAAGCCAGAGACCAAAAGGAAAUUCAAAUUUAAGUUCCCUAAAAACAAACUGGCUGCAAUUAGCCAGGCCAUUCGAACAGGGACAACCAAAACAGGAAAGAAAACACUUGAGGUUGUUGUCUAUGAAGAAGAGGAGGAGAUAGCAUCAGAUAGCAAGCCAGUGAAGGAGACCAAGAAGCAGCCAAAAGAAUCUAAGAGGUUUGAGAUCAACAGUACCAAGCAAUUCAACUUUGGUGAAGACAAUGCCUGUGACAUGGACUUCAAGUUCUCCCCUCCCUCUGCUACCAGAUACUCAAAGUCACAUACCCGGGUAGAGAAGCUCUGCAAGAAUGCGUUUGAAUCUAUUGACAGUCUAGAAGAGUCCAUCAAACAGUUGGAAAUCAGUGUGGACAGUAUCUCUCCCCCUUCUUCCCCAUCCAGCGUUGUGUCUUCAUCUCCUCGGUCUCCAGAUUCUUCCUUUGACUCCACUGACCGAGCUCAGCGUAAAGGCAAAGUCAAACGAGAAAGGGAGAGAAGCCCUUCCAAGAGGCCGGCCUCUCAGAUCCUCAAGGGUCCAAAUCCACCUCAGAGUAAGAGGGCCAAACCGCAGCUUGCACAGGACACAGGGAAAACCUCCACCAAGAAACAGAGCUCCAGCAGCACCUCCAGCUCCUCUUCUCAGCGAUCCCACAUGAAGGCUCGCCACUCCUCCUCCUCCUCUGGCUCACCAGAGAAGACACCCAAGGGUCAGCAGCAGGCCACCCAGAAGCAGCCCAGCCAGGCUAACAGCAGGAGCAGUAGAGCAGCCGGGGAUAGUAACCAUUCUGUCGUUGCUUUGCGUGCCUCUAAGAUCCCAGCCUUGUGCCAUAGCUCCGGGAAACACCCGUCUGCCUCUCUGUCCACUCCUCACUGCUCAGACACCACCGAUAGCUUCCAAAUCCUCUCCUCCUCUUCCUCCUCUUCUGCUUCUUCACCUUCAGCUUCUUCCACAUCCCCCUUGGGGAAACACUCUCUUCUGUCUCCCCCUUCAAACGUUUCCAAGUGUCCUUCCCAUCCGUCUUCUCCUUCUUCGGCCCAGAAUUCCCGGCAACAGGCUUUCUUAUGUCCCCUCUCCUCUUCCCUCUUGGUGAAAAACUCCUCUGUUUCUCCAUCAGGCUCUCCACCUCGCUCCCCCUCUCCAUCCUCGCCCUCUUUCUCCCCUCCUCCUCACAAGUCUUUUAUCCCAUCUCUGAAUCUGAGUCGUCUCCUUCCCUCGUCCAGCCACGUCUUGUCGCCAUCCCACGCUAACGUCAGCCAGGCCCACCACGGGCCUCGCAGCAGCAACAAACGCCAGCACCGCCUCGUCCUCACCUCUACCUCCACCUCCACCUCCACCUCCAGCACCACCUCCACCUCCCAACACAGUUACUACUCUUCAUCCUCCUACUCUUCAUCCUCACCCUCCUCCUCGUCCACUUCUUCCUCCCUGUCCCCGACCUCUUCUUCCUCCUCCCCUCCCUCCCCAUCCUCCUCCCUCCUCCCCACCAUGGUGAGUCAUGGGGUGAGGAGCGUCCGAAUGUCAGCCUCCAACCCUGGCUCUCCGGCCCGCGGCAAGAAACGCACCGGAAACCAAGCUGGCCGAGCCCUGCGCACGGCAGCGGCAGCCUCAAAGGAUGCGGUGUGAUGUUUUCAUCUACAAUUUAGGCUUUAUAAAUGUGUAAGUGUAGAAGGGAAUGUGUGGGGCAUACCCAAGUGAUGAAAAAAGCUAAUUGCACUGUGUUCCUACAGCAAUAUUGUGUGAUGUUUACCUUUUGACAUUUUUAGAUGGGUUGUGGACAAAGAUUAGGCUUGUUAAACCUCUCAUUUUAAGUCCAAACCACACUAGUGCCAUAUGACAUGCAUCUAGACAGUCACCCCUAGAGCCCUACCAAUACAUUGGCGUGGUUGAGAUUACAGGCUGUCUUUAUCUUAUCACAAAUAUUUCUCUUCUGUCAUAACACAGUACAGCACAGGGAUACCAAAGAUAUACUGACGUAAAUUAAAACUGGCAUUCUCUAGUGAACCACAUCAUUUGUUCACUAGAGAACACUGUUUAUUUUAUUUUAAAAUGUCCCACUGAUAGUCGUUUUCCUUUAAACUAGCUCUGGUUCUUGAACCACUUCUGUUCAGGAUUCUUGAAACCUUGGUGCUAUCUAGCAAAUUAGCCCGCAUUUUGUAGCUAGUCAGUAAACUGAUGUAAUCACGGAUGUGUCAUCAAUGGAGGGUGUUGCACAGUGCACAAAGGAAGUAAACAGUAGUUGCAAGAUGUCAGAUCACAUUGAUGACCUGUGAGCUGUUACCAUUGAUAGUAAUGAACAAAAAUUUAAAUGCAACACUUUUUUUUGCUCCCUUUUUUCUACAGUUUGAAGUUAAAGAGCUCAGACUUUUUCAUGCACUCAAGAGAUAUAUUUCUUUUAAA
Epinephelus fuscoguttatus (brown-marbled grouper) is the source of this 8650-nucleotide messenger RNA. Its product is annotated as sickle tail protein homolog. The record is from RefSeq and is a predicted model, not a curated record. Gene Ontology annotation, cellular component: cytoplasm. Lineage: Eukaryota; Metazoa; Chordata; Actinopteri; Perciformes; Serranidae. The transcript has 25 exons. The coding region runs from base 29 to 7876 and encodes 2615 amino acids.